UACAUCUGCUUAGCGGGAGUAGAUGGAGCCAUAAUUUAGCAUUUAAACAAAAAAAAAAUUAGAAAUCACUUAAAAGUGAUUAAAAAAACAUUUUACGUUAGCAGUGAUGAGGGUGGUGUAACCAGACACUCACAGCAUGGCUGCUGCAGUAGUUGUAAAAGUUUAAAACUGACGUGAGAUAAGUUUUUUUAAGUGAACGCUAGCUUGUGUGUGGAGUUUGACGUCUAGUCGUUAGCCGCCUCCACAGCAGCCUUAACGCGGCUUUACUGAACCGAGUAAGCAGUCGAAGAACCGUGUGCAUCCCCUCAUCCCUCCACUCGGCAUUGCAGUGGUUUUAUUUUAUUUUAUUAUUUUCCCUCCGGACAACUGUGGCGUCUUUAGCAUCUUUAGCCUGAGUCAGUGUGUGGCGUUCAAGAACCGCUGGCUUUGAGCUAAACAUGCAUUUUUCCAUACCCGAAACGGAGGUUCGUUUGGGAGAAAAUGGAUCUACCUAUGUGGCCUACAACAUCCACGUCAACGGCGUGCUGCACUGCCGGGUACGCUACAGUCAACUACUCGGCUUACACGAGCAGAUAAAGAAGGAAUACGGGAGCAAUGUGGUGCCGUCCUUCCCCCCAAAGAAGAUUUUCACUCUGACGCCCGCCGAAGUGGAGCAGAGGCGGGAGCAUUUGGAGAAGUACAUGCAGGCGGUACGCCAAGAUCCACUGCUUGGAGCCAGCGAGUUGUUCAACAGCUUCCUAAGAAAAGCACAGCAGGAGACACAGCAGAUCCCCACGGAAGAGGUGGCCCUGGACAUCUGCCUCUCCAACGGCCAGAAGGUCACGGUCAACAUUCUCAGCUCCGAUCAGACCGAGGACGUCCUGGAUGUUGUCGCAAGCAAACUGGAUCUCCCAGAAGAACUGGUGGGCUACUUCAGUCUAUUUCUUGUCCGUGAGGGGGAAGAAGGAGGACUCACAUUUGUACGGAAGCUUCAGGAAUUUGAGCUGCCUUAUGUGUCCAUUACCAGCCUACGCAGCUCUGAUUUCCACAUACUCUUACGGAAAAGCUACUGGGACUUGGUGUACGAUGGUGACGUCAUGGACAACAGAGUAGGCCUCAACCUGCUUUACGCACAGACCGUAUCAGACAUCGAGCGAGGCUGGAUACUCGUCAACAAAGACCAGCACAGGCAGCUCAAGUCACUGCAGGAGAAAGGCUCCAAGAAAGAAUUCAUCAACCUGGGCCAGACACUGAAAUACUACGGCUACAUCAAGUUUGACCCGUGCGUCACGGACUUCCCCGAGAAGGGCUGCCAGGUCAUCGUGGGCGCGGGCAACAACGAGCUGAACUUUCACGUCAAGCUGCCCAACGAGCAGAUGAAGGAGGGCAGCUUCAAGGUUACGCGUAUGCGCUGCUGGAGAGUCACGUCCUCUCAAGUCCCCAUAGCGAACGGCACCAACAACCCGUGCACGUCGUCCAAGUGCGAUGUCAAACUGGAGCUGGCCUUUGAGUACCUGAUGAGCAAGGACCGCUUGCGCUGGGUCACCAUCACCAGCCAGCAGGCUAUCAUGAUGAGUAUCUGCCUUCAGUCUAUGGUUGACGAGUUGAUGGUGAAGAAGUCUGGUGGGAGCAUCAAAAAGAUGCUGAGAAAACGACACAGUGGCUCCAUGCAGCUACCUGACUGCCAACAAUCUGUCAAAUCGCCCCCUCUACUGGAUUCGCCUGACCAGAGCCGUGAACAGAUCAUCAAACUAUCGACCAAGCUGAGCUCCGUGUCGCUGCGAGGGAUCAGCGCCUCCAACUCGGCCAACGACAUCAGCGGGACCGAUUUCCAUGGCAACUACGCCUUCGAGGGGAUCGGGGAUGACGACCUGUAGCGACGACCCCCCCCCCCCCCCCAACCUCCUCUUCCUCCUCCAUCGCACCACGCAGGUGUUUUCAUUCCCGCAGGAUUGUCGCGUCCACGCUUUUUUAAAGGCUGCCGUGGUCACAUGAUGCUUUCAAGGCCACCGCCCACUAGUGGGAGCACAAGUCGUCACGGACGAUUCUUAGAGGGAAAACAAUGAAUGUGCCAAAAUGACAUUUUUAGUCUCCCUGGCCACUACAUUAGGUACACCUCACAGUGGUCACAUGUGCCUAAUGUAGUGGCCCAGUCUUCUAUUGUCUUUGUUCAUGGUUUCUCCUAAAGCCGCUCGCACUUUGCUCACAUGGCAAGAUCUUUCUGCAGGAGGAGGCUUAGGAAAUCCCUUUUAGUUUCUCAUAAAGGCCAAAUUAUAGUUUACUAAAGCAUUUUGCACAUAUUAUGUCACUUUUUAUAUAAUGUACGUUUAUUUACUAAUAUCACACAGCUUAGUGAAAGCCCAAUAGAACAAAUGUCAUCUGCGCAUGUGUGCUAGAUCAUGUUUUUGAUCACGUGAUUCCAGUAAGCAUGUCAAUCAUCUCAGAGGAGUCAGCCAAUCACAGGUGCUUGUGGGCGGGGAUAAAGUUCAUGCAUUGCUGGCAACAAAAUGAACACUUUUUUUUUUUUUCCCCUGAGGACUUUGUUUUGUCAUCUUGUGUCAAAAGUGUUUUGUUGUGAAGCUCACAAGGUCCAAGUCGGCGUGGAGGCGCUAAAAGACUGAAAGAAGCGCAAUUUUUCCUUUGUAUUCGGGCGAAUCGUUUGAUAUUUAGCAGUAAGCUCCAUGACAAAAUAAAAAAUGUGAAACGA
Molecule: messenger RNA, 2686 nt
Organism: Nerophis lumbriciformis (worm pipefish)
Lineage: Eukaryota; Metazoa; Chordata; Actinopteri; Syngnathiformes; Syngnathidae
Gene: snx17
Product: sorting nexin 17
Biological process (GO): signal transduction; intracellular protein transport; endocytic recycling
Cellular component (GO): early endosome
Molecular function (GO): phosphatidylinositol binding
Source: RefSeq, a predicted model, not a curated record